UCAAACUGGCCCCACUCAUGAAAUAAAUAGGCUUAUUUUAAUUGAUCCAGUGGACUUUUUACUGCAAGCAGUCUCAAAGAUAUCUUCCAAUAAUACAGUUUAAAGAUCCCAGUUGAGAAAUCACGCAAGACUAAUCUCUCUAACACACCUCUCAUUGGUUCCUUUGCUGAGUGAUUGCCUUGGACUCAGCUUUCAGUUUUCUUUGAGUCUAUUUCUUUGCAGGCAUUGCAUGCUGGCUGGUAUUUCUUAUCAUUAUGAAGAAAACCUAGACCAUUCCAGGACAUUCCCAGGAAGGAAUAAAGUAAAGCCUAAACUGCCAGGGAGAGAGAAACGAGAAACCAGGGCAGCUCAGCUCAGAAGAAAAGGAAGAGGUUAAACACUAUAACUUUCACAUUGAAGUAGCUGUCUUUUUUUUUUUUUUCUCACCCUGAAGGAUCUCUGCUCCAGUCUCUUCCCUUGCAGAUCAGGGGACACCCUAGACAUGGCCUCAGGGGUGCACAUGCCCGAACCACAGUGCCUCAUUGAGAACAUCAAUGGGCGACUGGUGGUGAGCCCGAAAGCGCUGAAGCUCCUGUCUGCCAUCAAGCAGCCCCUGGUGGUGGUGGCUAUCGUGGGCCCUUACCGCACAGGCAAAUCCUACCUGAUGAACAAGCUGGCUGGGAAGAACAAGGGCUUCUCUCUGGGCUCCACGGUGCAGUCUCACACGAAGGGCAUCUGGAUGUGGUGUGUGCCUCACCCCAGGAAUCCAGACCACACCCUGGUUCUGCUUGACACCGAGGGCCUGGGGGAUGUAGAGAAGGGAGACAACCAGAAUGACUCCUGGCUCUUUGCCCUGGCAGUUCUCCUGAGCAGCACCCUUAUAUACAACAGCAUGGGGACCAUCAACCAGCAGGCCAUGGACCAACUGCACUAUGUGACAGAGCUGACACAUUGCAUCAGGGCAAAAUCCUCAUCUGGCAGACAUGAGGUCAAAGACUCAGCUGACUUUGUAAGCUUCUUUCCAGAUUUUGUGUGGACUCUGAGAGAUUUCUCCCUAGAGCUGGAAGCAAACUCAGAACCCAUCAUUGCUGAUGAGUACCUGGAGAAUUCACUGAAGCUGAGGCAAGGUAACGAUAAAAAAACUAAAAGCUUUAAUGAAACUCGGUUAUGUAUUCGAAAGUUCUUCCCAGAAAAGAAGUGCUUCAUCUUUGACCGCCCUGCUCAGAGGAAGUACCUUGUCCACCUGGAGCAGCUACCGGAAGAAGAUGUGGAUCCUGAAUUCAGAGAACAGGUUGAAGAAUUCUGCUCUUACAUCCUCAGCCAUUCCAAGGUCAAGACUCUCUCAGGAGGCAUCACAGUCAAUGGGCCUCGUCUAGAGACCCUGGUACUGACCUUUGUCAAUGCCAUCAGCAGUGGGGACCUGCCCUGCAUGGAGAAUGCAGUCCUGGCCCUGGCUGAGAUCGAGAACUCGGCCGCAGUGCAGAAGGCCAUUGCCCACUAUGAGCAGCAGAUGGCCGAGAAGCUGCAGCUGCCCACGGAGACCCUGAAGGAGCUGCUGGACCUGCACAGGGACGUCGAGAAGGAGGCCAUUGAAGGCUUCAUGACCAAGUCUUUCAAGGAUGUGGACCAAGUGUUCCAAAAGAAAUUAAUGGAACAGUUAGAAGCAAAACUCGAUGACUUUUGUGACCAGAACAUGAAAGCCUCCUCAGAUUACUGCAUGACUUUACUUCAAGAUAUUUUUGGGCCUCUGUAUGAAGAUGUGAAGCAGGGAACAUUCUCUAAACCAGGAGGUUUUCGUCUCUUUAUUCGGAAGAGGCAGGAGCUAAAGAAUAAGUACUAUCAGGCCCCCAGAAAGGGGAUACAGGCAGAGGAGACCCUGAAGAAGUAUUUGGAUUCCAGGGUGGACCUGGAUGAUGCACUUCUACAGGCUGAUCUGUCACUUACAGAAGAAGAAAAAGAGACUGAAGUGGAACGUGUAAUGUCUGAAUAUGCAGAAGUUGCAAACAAAGUGUUAGAGGAAAUGCACAAGAAGAAUGAGGAGAUGAUGGAAGAGAAAAAGAAGAGUUACAAGGAGCAAAUGGAACUAAUGGCUCAGAAAAUAGAAGAGGAGAGGUCUCAGUUAAUGGCUGAGAUAAAGAGCGUUCUAAAACUUAAAAAUCGGGUAUUUAACUGUGUCACCUCCAUUCUGUCACCUUCCAUUGUGCUGAAUCAAAAACACUGCUUAGAAGUUGGAGCCUUAUGUCAGUGGAAGGACUCCUCUAGCCCCAACGCUACCAGGCAUUUCGUUCUCUCACUGCUCCUUCCCCUGGUCCACUCUGUCGCUGAAGGAGGUCUACUGGCAGGAUAAAAUCUCAUGGACCCUUCAUUAUCACAUCACUAAUGAGCCAGGGCUCUUCAUUGCCAGGCUCUGCAGGGUGGCGUUGCCGAUACUCGGUAAUCCUGUCCUCCUGUUACGUGUCGGGUACAUGAUCGCGUGUCGCGUUUCCAGUAGGAAAGUGUAAUUUCAUGAGAGAUGAGUAAGUUCUCCGGGUCCUCCCUUGUGGAAAAAUAUCAGACCUGUUUUCCCCACAUGCUGGAGUCGACCGUGACUUUGUUUCUGACAUACGUGGUAUGACUCUAUCUCUGGAGGCACCUGCAUGAGCAGGAAGGCUUCGUGGCCGUCGAUGCAUCAACCACGUAAUUAAACACCCAGGCUGCCAGGACCUUCCUGUUCUCGAGGCCCUCCUCCCAGUCUGUGCUGGGUCAGGAUGUCCACCCAGAAAGACAGUGUGGACCAGGGCAGGCUUGAUCCCCGCAGCUUAUUCCUAUCAUCUCUGCCACCAGAUUGAGGAGACUGCUACUUAAUUUCCCGAUAAAACAUCUGCUGUGAUUCUGAAUCAUGCAGUAACCUUCCUACAGGAGUUCACCCAUCAUUCUUCUUUCCUUAGAUAUGUAUUUGGAGGUUCCCACCUCGUCAGUCAGAGUUGAAGUGGGAAAAAACAGUUUUUCCAGAAAGACUGUGUUGCACCUAAGUGAAUGAGGUGAAAAAAAAAAUAAUUCUGAGCCAUUAACAUUUCAGAAACUGUAAGGGUACAACAUUUCCACAGCUAAAGAAAGCUCAGAAAAAUUUUUACAGGCAUAGGAGACUCGAGAAAGAAAAAUCUAAUGGAAGUUAAGGGAGAAAAAGAUUUUUUUUUCAUUGUUUCAGAACACAUGAGGGACUCAUAUGGGUAUGAAAUAAUUUAGCAGAUGUGGGAAGUGUUUUGCAUUGUGUGACUUCAGUCUCCACUUUCCCUUCUAGGAGCAGAAACAACUCCUUGAGGAGGGAUUCCUUCAGGAAAGCAUGAAUCUUCUUAAAGAAAUACAUAUUAUUAAGAUGAGAAGGACUGAAUUAUCCCUAAAGUGUAGCAUUCUGUAAAAAUCCAAGGAAAAAAAUCCCCUAACCAGCUUCCAUCUGCUAAGAACAAGGUGAACAAGCAACUUCAAGAUGCCAAACCAUCGCCACUCAACUAAACUUGAAAUCUUGAGACUUGCAUUUUUGUUGACCUGUAAAGUCUGCAAGGAUGAAAUAAAUAGUGAAGAUAACA
This is a messenger RNA of Sus scrofa (pig), 3545 nucleotides long. NCBI's taxonomy places the organism in Eukaryota, Metazoa, Chordata, Mammalia, Artiodactyla, Suidae. The record is from RefSeq and is a predicted model, not a curated record.